GAGAGUUGUAAUUGUGACAAGUUAAUUGUGCUGAUGUUUUCUAAAUGCCAUUGUAGAAGUGGGUCCGAAGUUUUAUGUUUAACUAAAUAACAACAGUUUGAAUGGGAUUUAUCCCUCUCUUUCUCACUGCAAACACCCGGGCACAGUCUUAUCUCUACCUUUGCUUCAGCGCUGUGACUGGUGUUCAUAACUACUCGACACCACCUUUUGCAAUUGUUUUCUGUAUUCUUAGUGGUAACAGGUGUGUGUGAAUCUUAUUUUUGGAAAUGGCUUGAAUUUGGGAACUUAGUUUUGAGAAGAACCUUAAGAAUGCAGUGUAAGGAUAUACUCUGACAUCCUUAACUGAUGUAGCCGGUCUCUUUGGGCACAUUAGGACAGAUAACCAAGUUCACACAGCAGCCUGUUUCAUUGUUGGACAGCUCCAGGAAGAGGACAUCUGCCUCUUUAUUUCCACACUUUGGCUUCCAGUCGUUUCCUUGGACACACGUCAGAGUCAGUUCAGCCCAGGCUUUCCCAGCAUGUGACCGAGCAUUUCAGCUAUGCAAAUAAUGCUUCCCAUAUGCUGCUCUCUUCCGUGUUUCAGACCCUCACAUGUUUUUUUUAAACCUCUAAUAAGUGAAGAACUAAUUCCAUUUUAUGGAAAAAGAGACUUAGGUCUUAAGUAGCCAAAGUGAUAUAAUUUGUGAAGAGCUGUGUCCACAACAUUUGCCUUCAGACCCACAUCUUCUCCCUGCACAACACUGUAAACCAGCGGUAAUGGAAAAAAUAAAAAUCAUAUGAAAAAAAUCCUUUGCUUGUCCCGCUUACCCAGGCUGUUCUUGCUAUCCAUCUCUCUUGUGGGUUUCUCUAAGUUAGGAAAUAGUCCCAGUUUCAUUAAUGACAUCCUGUUUAAACCUAGUGUCUGAGCUGUCUUCAUCCUAAGCAUUCCCCCCCGGCAUGUUCCCAUUGCUGAUAUUCUGGACAUGGCUGAUCAGGGCUUGGUAUAGACAGACCGACCCUCUAUUUCUAACAAUACAGGAUAAUAUUACAUUUAUUUCUAGGCCUAGACGUGGUUCCUGUUGAACUUGUACCUAACCAGAGGUUUUUUGGGAAAUAGUUUUUUUCUGUCUCAAUUUAUUUCUUUCACAAAGAAUUGCUGGGAAGGCAAUUCUUUCCUGUUUACAACUAGGGGAGACAUCUGUCAUGGUGAGAGAUUAUGUUGGGUAGUGACUCUACCACUUACUGUGUGACCUGGGCUUAGUUUUGCUCUGAAAAUAUGAGUAAUGCAUAUUUUGACCUAUAAAAAGGCAAUUUCAUACGGUUCGACUCAGUUUAAUAAGGUACCUACUUCCUACGGUUAUUGGGAGGAUCAUAACACUUGUGCCUGCACAUGGUUGCUCUGCUGUGUUCCAUCUCCUUCUCCUAAAGAUGCAUCCUGACUUAUCUCCACACUUGCACACUGAAGAAUGCAACGUCUUGAUUAACUUGCUUAAGGAAUGUCACAAAAAUCACAGCAUUCUGAAGUUUUUUGGUCAUUGCAAUGAUCUUGAUCGGGAGAUGAGAAAAUGCUUGAAAAAUGAGUACAUGGAGAAGAGGAACAAGAGCAGGGAGCAUGGCAAUGCCAUGAGAAAGAGACUUCUCAAUCUUCCAGAGGAGUCUGAAAAAUAGAUCAUAACGCCACUGGCUGCCUUGGCUGAGAGAAGACCUAGAGACUCUUGUUGGCAGCUGAGGGAAUCCUGUCUUACUUGGUCUCCAGAAUCCUUGGAGUGGAAAGUGCCCCGUGAGAAGCUGUGGAGAAGUACGGAAACCGAGGACCUGGAUCUAGAACAUCUGAAGAGCGGCGCGCCCUCUCCUCUCCCAGCACGUCGGCUUCUCAUGUGUUUCUUCCCUUUGCCUAUGGCCCGUUAACAUCCAAGUAACUUACCUCCCUCAAUAAAAGCAUUGAGUUUAAUUGUA
Molecule: messenger RNA, 1935 nt
Organism: Sus scrofa (pig)
Lineage: Eukaryota; Metazoa; Chordata; Mammalia; Artiodactyla; Suidae
Gene: CMC2
Product: C-X9-C motif containing 2
Cellular component (GO): mitochondrion
Source: RefSeq, a predicted model, not a curated record